AUGUCACUUAUUCCUAUCAUUGCACAAGGCCCAUCAAAGGCUGUGUCGCCUCCUCCAGAUCAGAGCAUCGAUGAGCCAGAAUGGAUAACAACUUCUCCAGCAGAGGAACCUGAGUCUUCUCAACUUGUUGUCAGCCAACGGCAAAUGUCAAUGCCCCCUCUAACCCCAUCCGUUGAGUUCUUCGGUCACCUAUCACCCUUGCAUCGAUCAGGCCUGCAGUACUUCACCGAGAGGACCGUCAAAGUUCUUGCGCCACAUCCCCAGAUCUUUGACGAGUUGUGCGAACUCAUCUUGCCAAUGGCAGUCUUCAAUGAGCCUUUACUGCAGGGCAUCGUCGCGCUGGCGGCCACUCACCGACUUGCCACAUGCAAAACAACCGAGGAGCAGUCCUCACAAGCGCUCAUUGUUGCUGGCUUUCAAGCUCUAAGUUCCAGAUCCCUUUGCCAGAAACUUUCAGAGUGUGAUGAAGAUCAACAACUCAUUCCAUUGCUGGCCACAUCGAGAGCACUCUUUGUUUGCGAAGUCUUCGCGAGCGAGCCAAGUCCGGAUCGAUGGAGCGUUCAUUUCCGCGGAGCGCGCGGGCUCAUUUCUCGAAUACACGACAAAGGUCUUUCUCAGAACCCGACGGAUGAAUUGAGAUUCUUACUACGAUGGUUCGACAUGACCGAAUCGCUGGUCUGUCUUUCGAUGAGUGAUCUCGCCCCAGAACAGUCGGCUAUCCCCUCACCAACAACGCUCGCAUCAGACACAGAUGACGAACCUGUAUACAUCGAUAUGUAUCUUUCGCGUACAAAGGACCUCCUUGGGGUGUUCAAAGAGAUUGCACGACUAAGCCGAAUUCAAAAUGGUGGAACAACGUCAGAGACUUCGUUGCAAGGCGGGCAAGUUGAGGCUGAGGUCUGGUGGUUACUCAACUAUCUACAGUCCAUCAUCGACCGAGAUCAAGCGAACCCUCCGCCAGUCAUGUCAAUACGCGGUCGCGUUCUAUCUGUUGCCGAAGUCCACGAAUACCGCUUAUCAAAUCAGAUAUGGCAGCUCACCGGUCUGCUCCUCAUUCAUCGACGCUUACGCCAUGAGAGAAGAUCAUCUCCUCUCAUCCAAAACCUCGUCAAUCAGAUCCUCGAAUGUGCAGAGCGUCUGACGCUACGAGACGGACUCACGCCGGUCACCCUGCUUACUCCGCCCUUGUUCUUUGCGGGUUGUGACGCGCUUGGUGAUGAUAGGCCAAGGAUAAAGACUUCGUUACAGGGCGUCUCAACUGCUCUUGGACUUUUGAAUACGCAGCGAGCAUUGGAAAUACUUGAACAGUAUUGGAAAGCCGAUCCGGGUGUCGAUGACGAUCUAGCCGAUCGGUCGUGGCCUAGGAUCUGUCAAUUUUUACCGUACUAA
This is a messenger RNA of Fusarium musae, 1389 nucleotides long. RefSeq lists its product as uncharacterized. The record is from RefSeq and is a predicted model, not a curated record. The coding region runs from base 1 to 1389 and encodes 462 amino acids. Gene Ontology annotation, biological process: positive regulation of transcription by RNA polymerase II. The transcript is spliced from 2 exons. NCBI's taxonomy places the organism in Eukaryota, Fungi, Ascomycota, Sordariomycetes, Hypocreales, Nectriaceae. Gene Ontology annotation, molecular function: transcription cis-regulatory region binding; DNA-binding transcription factor activity. Gene Ontology annotation, cellular component: nucleus.